GUGGUGAGGUGUUGUUGUGUGCAUUAUUGUUGGUUAAAUUAUUCAUAAUGGAUGACAGUAAGAUUCAGUUGAUGGACGAUAUUAAAGAACAGGGUGAAAUUGUUCGAAAAUUAAAAGCUUCCAAGGCCAACAAAGCGGAGCUCGAGUAAGCUGAUGCUGGGUGGUGCCUGGGUGCGGGAGUAAGGCGGUUAUCGCUAUAUAGUAAUCGCUAUACAAGACGUGGGAACAGCUUUGUACAAUGUAUCCAGCAGUGUGUUUAGUCAGAGCAAUUACUCAGUAUAUCGUUCCGUACCGUCCAGUAUUGAGAAGAAGUUACCAAACCGGAAUGACGAGAUCAUCAAUUGCUGCCCCUGAGAAGAUAAACGAAGAGGUGAGCAAGCUGUUGGCGCUGAAGGCGAGGUUGACCUCAGAGAAUGGGGUUGACGGAGAGGAAGGAGCCCAGCAGAAAUUCACCCUCAAGACGCCUAAGGGUACGAGGGACUACAACCCUCAGCACAUGGCCCUUAGGCUUUCUGUCCUUGAUAAGAUAGUAACUGUCUUUAAACGUCACGGAGCAGAAACUAUUGACACACCCAUUUUUGAGUUGAAGGAAGUUCUGACAGGAAAGUAUGGCGAGGACUCAAAGCUGAUCUACGAUCUUGCAGACCAAGGAGGUGAAUUGCUUUCUUUACGUUACGACUUGACAGUACCGUUCGCACGGUACUUGGCAAUGAGCAAGAUCACAAACAUCAAGAGGUACCACAUCGCCAAGGUUUACAGGAGAGACAACCCAGCUAUGACGAAAGGACGCUAUCGAGAGUUUUACCAGUGUGACUUUGACAUAGCCGGCCUGUACGACCCAAUGAUACCAGAAGCAGAAUGCAUGAGAGUUGUGUAUGAGAUUCUGAACUCCCUCCAACUGGGCAAGUUUGUUAUCAAAGUCAACCACAGGUUGUUGCUGGAUGGAAUCUUUGAAGCUUGUGGAGUUCCAAUUGAGAUGUUCCGAUCCAUUUGUUCAGCUGUCGACAAAUUGGAUAAGCUUACUUGGGAAGAAGUACGAUCAGAAAUGGUGAAUGAGAAGAAUCUAGACGGUGACAUUGCCGAUAAAAUUGGAGAGUAUGUACGGCAGAGUGGAAAGGUAGAACUUGUUGAAAAACUGAUGGAAGAUCAAAAUCUCCUGGGAAAGUCUAAGACCGCCAAAGAAGGACUAGAGGCAAUGAAACUUUUCUUCCGUUACAUCGACCUCUACGAUCUGACCGAGUACGUCUCGUUUGACUUGAGCUUAGCAAGAGGAUUGGAUUAUUACACGGGAGUGAUCUAUGAAGCCGUACUAUUAGGUGACGAGAAAGGAGAGGCGGUGGGAAGCAUAGCUGGAGGAGGCAGGUAUGACAAUCUAGUGGGCAUGUUUGACCCCAAACACAAGAAUGUACCAUGUGUUGGGGUGUCCAUUGGUGUGGAAAGGAUAUUCUCAGUUCUCGAGGCAAAACUGGCCAGCGAUCAUCAGAAGAUCCGCACUACUGAGGUUCAGGUCUACGUUGCCUCAGCUCAGAAGAAUUUAACUGAAGAGAGGAUGAAACUCUGCAAAGAGUUCUGGGAUGCAGGAAUCAAGGCAGAACAACCGUACAAAAAGAACCCAAAACUUUUGGUGCAACUUCAACACUGUGAAGACAUGGGUAUACCUUGGGCAAUCAUCUUGGGUGAGUCUGAAAUCCAGAGGGGAGUUGUUAAGCUACGGAAUGUGACGUCAAGACAAGAAAUUGAAAUCGCACGAAACGCCAUCGCCCAGGAGUUGAAGAACAGGCUUGAAUCAACGUAAUCAUCAGUGACAGUGAUUAGGAUUUUUUCAAUUGGAACUUUGGCUCGGUUUAUAACUUUUAAAUAUAAGUAGAUGAAGCAAUUAGUAAAAAACACAUCUUUUUUUGCACUUUUUCAAGAAAGUUCCUCCAGUUUUCCCCACCAUCUUGGUUAUUUUGAUACACGUGAGUAAAUUUGCUUCAAGGCUACCUGGUAGUAUUAUAGGAUGUUGUGUUGAUUUGUACCAAUAUAUACAAAAAAUGAAAAACAUUUGUAUUUAUUUAUUUAUUUUUACUUGUUUUGAUAUAACUAAGUUAAGUAUCAGUAUUGUUAAAUCUGUAAUGUUAUAUUUAAUAAGUUUUAUUGAGAGAGUAGUUUUAUUUUCCAUGCUUUUACUUUAAAAAACACUAAUUAUGUCAUUAUGAGUAUGAUAUAGACUAAAUCAAGAUUUGUACUCAAGGCCAGGAUUAACAAAUGUUGUAAGCAUUUACCACUGUAGUAUAACCUAAAAGGUUUCUUUGUAUACUAUCUUAAAUUUUGUAUGAAUUCUUCCCAAGGACUGGCAUGUACCAAAGAUAUUUUGGUUUAUUAUAACAUUGCAGUGAUGACUUUUAUGUAAAUAUUAAUAUGGAUAGAUUUUUACUUAUUGUUAUCUUUAGAGGUUUGUGGGACUAAAAUACUGUGAACAGAAAAAAAAUGUUCAUAGUAGAGCACAAGAACAAAAAACGACUGAAAAUUUAAUAUUGGUUUAAAAUUAUCUAGGUUUAAAAUAAAUUCUGAUUUCAAGCAUUCCUCCUUUAGUCGAAGAAAUUUUGUUCCUUAUGGAUUUUCUUUAGCUGGAAUUGUAAAAAUAAAAUAUUUCUGUAUGUAUGGUACAGUCAUUUGUGAUGUUAUUUUCCAGGUUGGAGUUUGUGUGAGUCACCAUCACAAUUGCACUCCCAUACUAAUUAUAUAUCACAUUACCUCAGCUUCUUUAUUGGUCUUUACUAUCAUAUCUUAUAAUCACAUUAGAUAGAACAAAAUCCAUGUCAUAACAUCCAAUUGUUUCUAUUGUUAGUGUAAUGUAAUUAGUAACUGCAGAAGUAUUUUUAGAGUCUGUUGUUAUUUUUAUUUUUCUGUUUAAAUUCAAUCCAUUUAAUUACAUUUUUAAGAAAGAAAGACUACCUAAAAUUCUUUUUUUGCUGGAAGACAUUUUUGCUAGUCUUCUUUUGUAUUUAAAGUGUUUUGAGUGGAUAAUAUUUGUGUUUUUAGAGGAAUUAAUACAAUUUACUGUUUGUUACAUUUUUAAGUAUAAAAAGUGUGCAAUUGAGAUGGACUUCACAGACCAUCCCCCAAUGAUGGAAAUAGAUGUCUGUCUUGUCUCAACUCCAAAAUUUAUGUCACACAAACUUCUAAGAAUGCCCUGAUUUAUACUGUGAUCGUUAUUAAAAUGAUGUGAGCGCUGUUUAAAAUAAACCAUUAAUUUAUGACAUUUUAAACAAUCUUGUGCAUAUAAUUAUUGCAGCAUGUUUGUUUUUCCAAUUGUAUUUAUUUAAAUGUAUUGUAACUUACCUUAUGUUAUCAAUAAGAGAUUAUACUUACAGCUGUAUUCUUGUGUUUAUUAAUCAUUUUUAUUUUGGAGUAUAUUCUUAACUCUAUAAAACAUGAAAAUAUGUAAUUUAUUUGCACAAACUGUAAUUCACAUACUAUCAUAAUUAUAUCAGCGUUUAAAAGCAAUGCAUUGUUGUUAUGUGCAGUCUAAAUUUAAAAAUAUAGGAAUAAUCUUUUAAGAUGUUUA
Messenger RNA from Homalodisca vitripennis (glassy-winged sharpshooter), 3550 nucleotides. It is a transcript of the gene HisRS, whose product is annotated as histidine--tRNA ligase, cytoplasmic. Gene Ontology annotation, cellular component: cytoplasm; mitochondrion. Gene Ontology annotation, biological process: histidyl-tRNA aminoacylation; mitochondrial translation. The transcript is spliced from 8 exons. Gene Ontology annotation, molecular function: histidine-tRNA ligase activity; ATP binding. The record is from RefSeq and is a predicted model, not a curated record. Bases 239 to 1795 code for a protein of 518 amino acids. NCBI's taxonomy places the organism in Eukaryota, Metazoa, Arthropoda, Insecta, Hemiptera, Cicadellidae.